Molecule: messenger RNA, 357 nt
Organism: Arabis nemorensis
Lineage: Eukaryota; Viridiplantae; Streptophyta; Magnoliopsida; Brassicales; Brassicaceae
Source: the annotation of a GenBank genome assembly
AUGUCCUUGACAGGACUGAAUGCGGUUUUUGAAGCCUCUCGUUUCCAGUGGUUGAACUGCGAUCAAUGGACUCUGGUGUUUAUUAACUCCCACUUGAUGCAACGUCACAACACCUUUGAUGUGCCGAUCUUAACUGAAGGUAUUUGGAGGGUUGAUAAUCACUACCACCAGGAUUUUAACAUUUGGCAAGAGACAAGUUUAACGUCCUCAACUAGGAGUGAUGUGGAUGAUUUGCUGUACUUCAAUGCUCGUAUCGGCAAUGUUUUUCUUUGCCGGCGUCGUAUCUUCUCGCAUCUAGGAGUAAUGAUGCCUUUGUCCCUCCAUGCAUCGGUCAUGGGCCUCUUCAAGGUUAGGUAG